GUCUACCACAAUGCUCAGCGAGACAAACUCAGUAGUGACAUCACCGGCCGACCUUUCGAUGGCUAACAUGCUAGACUCGGAAUUGCGAGUUGGACAAUCCCUAGGCUCGAAUCUACGGCCAGCCUGAUCGAUACCUCGAUGCUCGAGAACCAACUCCCACCACAACAACAACCACAACCACAGCCUUGUCGCUGUCACUGCGGCAAGGUCUUCAGUCGACCGGAAAACCUCGCGAGGCACGCUCGGAAUCGUACGUCGUCCUCGCUCUUAGCCAAGGUGCUGAAAAGGUCGAAACAUGGGCACGCGAGCUGAGUCUGAGGAGUCGACGUUGUAUUGUAUACAAUCAGACGAUACGGUCAGACCGUUCAGAUGCUUGGCUCCCGGUUGCGGCAAGGCUUUCACCCGAUCAGAUCUGCUCAGGCGGCACGGACAGCUUCACGGGGAUCAGGAGGAGACCGGCCGGUUAGAGGGGGCCAACAAGAGGGCUGCUUCGUCGACGUUAGAUGAGCCUAUGGGAAAGCGUCUCGCUCUCGAAGAUCCCUCUCGACCCUCGAUCGACCUCGACGGGACGUUUGUAUCGCACCCGACUUUGGCUCUGGGCGUCGAUCGAUUGGUACCGGAACUCGAGCCUCGAGACGGCCCCGAUGAGGAAGAGGACGAUGAAGGCCUAGGACCGCUCUUGCCGGACGACUUGUUGCCAUGGGACAACGGGAUGAUGUGGUUCUUGAACGAUUCCUGGUCGAUCUGUCCGAUCGAAGAACCGCAGGUCGGGUCGGAUACGGUCCAGGUGGAAAGUCGAGCGGCGACCCCACCGAUCGAGAGUAGCGACGAGGACAAGUGGCCUACGAAUUGGGAUGCUCGUGGGAGGAUCCCGUUCGGAGCCGGGGCAACGAUCCCGUCCAUCCUGCCAGCAGACUUUGAGGGUAUUCACGGUAGAUGGGGCCGGUUCUGGAUCUCGGAGACGCUACUGGCGCGGAUACAGCAGAGCUUGACCGUAGCUACGAAGGCACCCGGAGCGGAUCUAUCGGGAUUCAGGAUGCCCGAAUCGCUCGACCUGAUCAAUCACUUUGUGUCUCUGUACUUUGACAAGUUUGAGGCGCAGAUGCCGAUCAUCCAUCUCCCGACUUUUCGUAUCGACGAGGCCGAUCCGCUGCUCGUCGCCUCGAUGAUCUCGCUCGGAGCCACGUUCUCUCGGCUUCCUGGAUCCAAGACGUUCUCGACCGAGCUGGUCGAAGUCGUUCGCAGAUGCAUCAACGUGUUGUUUGAACUGGACAGUGCGAACCUGCGCAGCGUCGACCUGGUCCACGUCUCGAUGCUGUCUUGCAUUUCAGGAUUGUUGAGUGGGACCAAGCGGAGCUACGAGAUGGCAGAGGCGGCCCGAGGUGUCUUGGUUACCCUCUGUCGACGAGCCGACCUGCUGAACUCGUCGUCCUCGUUGAGGCAGCUCGCGCUCACGGACAACGGUGGCACCGAUCCGUCGGGACGCUGGCUCAGGUGGGCUCGCGCAGAAAGUCGUAAACGCUUAGGGACCUGCAUAUGUCUGCUCGACUCGAUGUUCCCGGCCAUGCACGACACUCCAGCGUACAUCUCGCAGGGACAGAUGACGGGCGUGGUGCUUCCGUGUGACGAGGUCUACUGGCAGGCCACCUCGGCUAGGAUGUGGACCGACUCGCUGGGGAUCGCGGGCAUCCCGCCGUCGCCUUUAUUCGCCUCUGCCAUCUCUGCCAUCCUUACACCUAUACGGAUACCGCGCGAACUUCGUCCCGCACCCAUUCGAUCGCUCAGUCCGUUCGGAGGGCUCGUCUUGAUAAGCGCGCUGCAGCAUCAUAUCUUUGAGUACGGCGCGCAAUCGGACGUCUACCAUUCGAUCGGGGUUCACGUGCCCGUGUUAUCAGAGGUCGAGGGCUCCCAUGGCGGCUUCGAGGGCAGACGCAAGUGGCUGCGACAAUCGCUCGAGUCUUGGCGUACACAUUAUCACAACGGCGAUGAAGCCGAUCCGAUGGUUCGGGCUGGUCAAGUGCUCUAUCACGUGGGUCAUAUCGCUCUCGCGGUCAAUAUCCGCGUCUUGUUCACCGCGGCAGGAAAGAUGGGAUGGGAGACGGCGCGCCGUUCUCUGCCGGAUCUGGAAGCUUGGGCAGGGACCGGACAGGCCGAGGUGGCGACGAAGCAUGCUCUCGAUCUAUUGGACGUGCUUGCAGCGCCGGGCUCGGUCGACCUGUUUUACCUGCCAGGAAGCGCUUUCAUCGCCGUGCUAGCGCUAUGGGCUGCUCGCAAGAAAGGUUCGAUACCAAGUCCGGCAUCGCUCGAACGCAUGAUCCGACUAGGUAUGCACGUGCACUAGGACGCUUGCGCGGCCAACGCCAAAGCCGUACUCGAGUUUGGCGUCGGGUUCUUGGAAUCGUUCAAGGCAUGGAGAUUCGGGACGGCGUUGGCGUUGGUUCUCGCCAAACAGCUCGAGAAGGAGGAGGCCGAUGACUUUGUCGGAAUUGGUUCUGGCUGAAAACGAUAGAUCCGGGCGAUGUCAUUUUCCAGCCAUGUAUAGCGAAGACGAUGCCGAUCUUCACGAGACCAUGCGACGAUGUCGCGCACACUCUGCC
Filobasidium floriforme is the source of this 2597-nucleotide messenger RNA. Its product is annotated as fungal-specific transcription factor domain-containing protein. NCBI's taxonomy places the organism in Eukaryota, Fungi, Basidiomycota, Tremellomycetes, Filobasidiales, Filobasidiaceae. Gene Ontology annotation, cellular component: chromatin. The record is from RefSeq and is a predicted model, not a curated record. The transcript is spliced from 12 exons. Gene Ontology annotation, biological process: regulation of transcription by RNA polymerase II; DNA-templated transcription. Bases 296 to 2341 code for a protein of 681 amino acids. Gene Ontology annotation, molecular function: DNA-binding transcription factor activity, RNA polymerase II-specific; zinc ion binding; RNA polymerase II cis-regulatory region sequence-specific DNA binding.